Condylura cristata (star-nosed mole) is the source of this 1417-nucleotide messenger RNA. It is a transcript of the gene TRAM2, whose product is annotated as translocation associated membrane protein 2. The transcript has 11 exons. NCBI's taxonomy places the organism in Eukaryota, Metazoa, Chordata, Mammalia, Eulipotyphla, Talpidae. Bases 80 to 1192 code for a protein of 370 amino acids. Gene Ontology annotation, biological process: SRP-dependent cotranslational protein targeting to membrane, translocation; protein insertion into ER membrane. Gene Ontology annotation, cellular component: endoplasmic reticulum membrane. The record is from RefSeq and is a predicted model, not a curated record.
GGGCCGGGGCUGGAGAAGUUUGCGCCGCGGCUCGUGAGCGCAGGGUGCGGGCCCCGCCGGCCGCUGCGCGCCCGCUGCCAUGGCUUUUCGCAGAAGGACGAAAAGUUACCCGCUCUUCAGCCAGGAGUUCGUCAUCCACAACCAUGCGGACAUCGGCUUUUGCUUGGUGCUCUGCGUCCUCAUUGGACUUAUGUUCGAGGUCACUGCCAAGACUGCCUUCUUAUUUAUUUUACCUCAGUAUAACGUUAGCGUGCCUACAGCAGACAGCGAGACCAUGCACUACCACUACGGCCCGAAGGACCUGGUCACCAUCUUGUUCUACAUCUUCAUCACUAUCAUCUUGCACGCUGUGGUUCAGGAGUACAUUUUAGAUAAAAUCAGCAAACGGCUUCAUCUCUCCAAGGUCAAACACAAUAAGUUCAACGAGUCUGGACAGCUGGUCGUCUUUCAUCUCAGCUCGGUGAUAUGGUGCUUCUACGUGGUGGUGACGGAAGGAUAUUUAACAAACCCAAGAAGCCUCUGGGAAGACUACCCGCACGUGUACCUCCCCUUCCAGGUGAAGUUUUUCUACCUGUGCCAGCUGGCCUACUGGCUGCACGCACUUCCUGAGCUAUAUUUCCAGAAGGUACGAAAGGAGGAAAUUCCUCGCCAGCUCCAGUACAUCUGCCUGUACCUGGUCCACAUAGCUGGAGCAUACAUCUUAAACCUCAGCCGCCUGGGCCUAAUUCUACUGCUGCUGCAGUACUCCACCGAGUUCCUCUUCCACAUGGCGCGACUCUUCUACUUUGCAGAUGAGAACAACGAGAAGCUGUUUAAUGCCUGGGCUGCUGUAUUUGGGGUCACCCGCCUCUUCAUCCUCACCCUCGCUGUGUUGGCCAUUGGCUUUGGACUGGCUCGCAUGGAAAACCAGGCCUUUGACCCUGAGAAAGGGAAUUUCAACACCUUGCUUUGCAGGCUCUGUGUGCUGCUGCUGGUGUGUGCUGCCCAGGCCUGGCUCAUGUGGCGCUUCAUCCACUCCCAGCUGCGGCACUGGCGAGAAUACUGGAACGAGCAGAGUGCCAAGCGGAGAGUCCAAGCUGCCCCCAGACUACCAGCCAGGCUCAUCAAGAGGGAAUCCAGUUACCAUGAAAAUGGAGUGGUGAAAGCAGAGAAUGGAACCUCCCCACGGACUAAGAAACUCAAGUCUCCUUAAGGCCAAAGUGCUGAGAACAGGAACCCUCUCGCGGGGAUUCAGCAGGGGGCUGGGAGCCCCGGCUUCCGUCACUGCCUCCCCCUUCCUGCUCAAGAUGCUCCGUCUCAAAACAGCAGAAACCUGCCUUUGGAUGGGCUUUUCCUCUUUCUUGCUUCUUAACUUUCUUUUCUUAUUCCAUAAACCAUUCUCAAUAAAACCAAAAAUCUUCCGCUUGCUCUCCCUCAA